Messenger RNA from Herpailurus yagouaroundi (jaguarundi), 3410 nucleotides. It is a transcript of the gene SLC6A7, whose product is annotated as solute carrier family 6 member 7. Gene Ontology annotation, cellular component: plasma membrane. Gene Ontology annotation, biological process: sodium ion transmembrane transport; amino acid import across plasma membrane; nitrogen compound transport. Gene Ontology annotation, molecular function: amino acid:sodium symporter activity. The transcript is spliced from 13 exons. Lineage: Eukaryota; Metazoa; Chordata; Mammalia; Carnivora; Felidae. The coding region runs from base 133 to 1908 and encodes 591 amino acids. The record is from RefSeq and is a predicted model, not a curated record.
CCCAGCCGGUGCGCGGGAGCCGCCGGGGCAAAGUCGCGGCGGCCGGCCGGCUGCGCGAUCUCUGGCUCCCUCGCUCGCUCUCUGCUCUCAGGGGAAGGCAAGCCGGGAAGCCCCGGUAACCCGCCCUCCAAGAUGAAGAAGCUCCAGGGAGCUCACCAUCGCAAGCCCAUUACCCCAGACCUACUGAUGACCCCCAGUGACCAGGGGGACGUGGACCUGGAUGUGGACUUUGCCGCGGACCGGGGGAACUGGACAGGCAAACUGGACUUCCUGCUGUCCUGCAUCGGCUACUGCGUGGGCCUGGGGAAUGUCUGGCGCUUCCCCUACCGAGCCUACACCAACGGAGGAGGUGCCUUCCUCGUGCCCUACUUCCUCAUGCUGGCCAUCUGUGGCAUCCCCCUCUUCUUCCUCGAGCUCUCUCUGGGCCAGUUCUCCAGCCUGGGACCCCUGGCCGUCUGGAAAAUCAGCCCCCUCUUCAAAGGUGCCGGCGCGGCCAUGCUGCUCAUCGUAGGCCUGGUGGCCAUCUACUACAACAUGAUCAUCGCCUACGUCCUCUUCUACCUCUUCGCCUCCCUCACCAGCAACCUGCCCUGGGAACACUGUGGCAACUGGUGGAACACAGACCUCUGCCUUGAGCACAGAGGCUCCAAGGAUGGCAAUGGAGCCCUGCCCCUCAACCUCACCAGCACCGUCAGCCCCAGCGAGGAGUACUGGAGCCGCUACGUUCUCCACAUCCAAGGCAGCCGGGGCAUUGGCAGUCCUGGGGAGAUCCGCUGGAACCUCUGCCUCUGCCUGCUGCUUGCCUGGGUCAUCGUGUUCCUCUGUAUCCUCAAGGGUGUGAAGUCUUCGGGCAAGGUGGUAUAUUUCACGGCCACGUUCCCCUACCUCAUCCUGCUCAUGCUGCUGGUCCGAGGAGUCACCCUCCCAGGGGCCUGGAAGGGCAUCCAGUUCUAUCUCACCCCUCAGUUCCACCAUCUGUUGUCUUCCAAGGUGUGGAUCGAAGCUGCUCUUCAGAUCUUCUACUCCCUGGGUGUGGGCUUCGGGGGUCUCCUCACUUUUGCCUCCUACAACACGUUUCACCAGAACAUCUAUAGAGACACCUUCAUCGUCACUCUGGGCAACGCCAUCACCAGCAUCCUGGCUGGCUUCGCCAUCUUCUCCGUGCUGGGCUACAUGUCUCAGGAGCUGGGUGUGCCUGUGGACCAAGUGGCCAAAGCAGUUUGCCUUCCUGGAGACCAUUGUGACAGCUGUGACAGACGAGUUCCCGUAUUACCUGCGGCCCAAGAAGGCUGUGUUCUCGGGGCUCAUCUGCGUGGCCAUGUACCUGAUGGGGCUGGUCCUCACCACCGACGGGGGCAUGUACUGGCUGGUGCUUCUGGACGACUACAGCGCCAGCUUCGGGCUAAUGGUGGUGGUGAUCACCACGUGCCUCGCCGUCACCCGGGUGUAUGGCAUCCAGAGGUUCUGCCGGGACAUCCACAUGAUGCUGGGCUUCAAGCCGGGCCUGUACUUCAGGGCCUGCUGGCUGUUCCUGUCCCCGGCCACGCUUCUGGCCCUGCUGGUAUACAGCAUCGUCAAGUACCAGCCCUCAGAGUACGGCAGCUACAGAUUCCCAGCCUGGGCAGAGCUGCUGGGCAUCCUGAUGGGCCUGCUGUCCUGCCUCAUGAUCCCAGCCGGCAUGCUGGUGGCCGUGCUCCGGGAGGAGGGCUCGCUCUGGGAGCGGCUCCAGCAGGCCAGCCGACCGACCAUGGACUGGGGCCCAUCGCUGGAGGAGAACCGGACUGGCAUGUACGUGGCCACGCUCGUGGGGAGCCAGUCACCCAAGCCACUGAUGGUGCACAUGCGCAAGUACGGGGGCAUCACCAGCUUCGAGAACACUGCCAUCGAGGUGGACCGCGAGAUCGCUGAGGAGGAGGAGUCUAUGAUGUGAGACAGGAGGCAGGCGGACAGCCUGCCCGGCCGCAAAGGGUAGCUGUGCCCUCUGGGGCUCUGAGAGGCCCCGAGGCCGUGGGAGGUUGCCCCGGGUGAUGCCGGUCCCCCGUGCAAGUCCUUUCUUGUGGCCUCUGCCUCUCCUCCGUCUACCUUCUCCGCGCGUGCACACAAACCCACUCAGAGCUCAGCCCUCAUUUCGCAGAUGGAUGAACUGAGGCCAGGGAGGAGGGACUUGCCCAAGGUCACAUGGCGGAGGGGACUGGACGCCAGGCCUGCUGGCAAACCUGCUCCCUUUCUCAUGUGGCAGGUGGGAGCAUCUUCUCAUCUCCGUUCAGGGCCCAGACUCCUCUCUUUUCUAGGGGAGGCUCCCCAUACACUUCGAACAGCCAGAAUCCGAGCUGGGCAGGGACGCCCAGGGCAUGGCAAGGCCCACGAGGCCCCAGGCAUCAAGGGUUAGCAAGUCAGGUGGGAGAAGGACCCCUGAGGACUCAUGUGCCCACCAGGUUUCCUGAAGGAGGUGGGGCCUGAAGGCCCUGCAGGAUGGGGCAAGUUGGGAGGGAGAGAGGAAGAGGAGGGCAGGGGAUGGAGGCCCCCGUGUAACCCCCGUGCCUCCCCUGGAGCCCCGGGCAGACACCAAAGUGUUCCCAGGUUACAGCAGGGUCCAGGUGGGAAUGACGAAUGAGGGGGAGGGGGAGGAGGGACGUGGGGUGGGCAGGGGUUUGCAUGAUCUGGGUGUGCUUUUGAUAGAAUAUCUUUCAGGGUCAGCGUGCAGGGUGGCUUCGAGGGGACAGGGCGGAGGAAGCAGGACUGUGGAGGGCAGGCAAGAGGGGCGGUGGCCUGAGUGAGAGGACCCCACGCUCCCCUCCCCCCCAGAAAAGGGCCGGCAGCCUCCCACACUGGACCCCCGCCCUCUGGUGUAGGGAGCCCUGGGCAUGAUUAGGACAGAGGACACAAGUGGACAGGUGGGAGUGAGGGGUCCUAGUCAGGACCCAAAGCCCCUGCAUUCCCUUCUCCCUGUCCUGGCGGCCCUCACUGUCUCCUCCAGCUCCGGGCACUGCUGGGAAGUUGGCCUUGGCUGUGGACGACCAAGGCAACUAAGAGGCUUGGAGAUGGUCCGCACACGUGGCUGUCUGGUCCUGAUGCUGCCCACCCCUGCUCCGGGUCGCGGGUCCCCGGGGCCCAGGCAUGGAGGGUGGAGCCAGCGAGCCCAGGGCAGCCGACUCCUCAGCCCCGUGGCCAGAGGCCUUGGCAUCUUCAGUCCCCGGCACAGGAGGGGCUGUCCUGGGGCCCCCACUCCCCCCGGAGAGAUGAGGGUGGGGUGUGCGGAUGCCUGAGUAGAGCUUCUGCCCACACGGUGCUCCCCGGCGGGGCGGAGCACCCUCGUGCAGCAGGCCGGCCUCUGUGCCCUUUCUCCUGCUGUCUCCCCAGCCCAUCCAUGUUCCGUCCGUUUGUUGUCAAUAAACACCAAGGAGCUCAUC